This is a messenger RNA of Humulus lupulus (European hop), 1209 nucleotides long. RefSeq names its product rust resistance kinase Lr10-like. Gene Ontology annotation, biological process: protein phosphorylation. The transcript has a single exon. NCBI's taxonomy places the organism in Eukaryota, Viridiplantae, Streptophyta, Magnoliopsida, Rosales, Cannabaceae. The coding region runs from base 47 to 1108 and encodes 353 amino acids. The record is from RefSeq and is a predicted model, not a curated record. Gene Ontology annotation, molecular function: protein kinase activity; ATP binding.
CUUGGCACCAAGAACAUUACCUGGGUUUUUAUUUGUGAUAUCUCUAAUGGUGUAUAAAUGGAGAAGACGACAUUUAUCAAUGUACGAUGGCAUCGAAGAUUUUCUCCAAAGUCAUAACAACCUCAUGCCUAUACGAUAUUCUUAUCGAGACAUUAUGAAGAUGACGAAAGGUUUUAAGGAGAAACUGGGUGAAGGAGGAUUUGGAACUGUAUAUAAAGGACAACUUUGUAGUGGUCCUUUUGUUGCAGUCAAAAUGUUGGGACAAUCCAAGAGUAAUGGCCAAGAUUUCAUCAAUGAGGUUGCUACUAUAGGAAGGAUUCACCGUGUCAAUGUGGUGCGAUUAAUUGGAUUUUGUGUUCAAGGUACAAGGCGGGCUCUUAUAUACGAUUUCAUGUCUAAUGGAUCUCUAGACAAGUACAUCUUUUCACGAGAAACAACUAAUGUCUCCUUAAGUUUUACCCAAAUAUUUGAUAUCUCACUUGGAAUAGCUCGUGGUAUUGAGUAUCUUCAUCAAGGAUGUGACAUACAUAUACUUCAUUUUGAUAUCAAGCCUCACAACAUUCUAUUAGAUGAAAAUUUCAUUCCAAAAGUUUCUGACUUCGGGCUAGCAAGAUCAUGUACGUUGGAUAAUAGCUUAGUAUCUUUAACUGCUGCAAGAGGAACCAUGGGUUAUAUAGCUCCAGAAUUGUUCUAUAAAAACAUUGGAAGAGUAUCUAGCAAAUCUGAUGUGUACAGUUUUGGAAUGCUGUUAAUGGAAAUGGCAAAUCAACGAAAAAAUGUGAAAACAUUGACUGAAAACUCAAGCCACAUUUAUUUGCCUUUAUGGAUACACAAGCAACUCAUUAAAGGAAAUGACAUAAAAAUUGACGAGCUUGUCACAAAAGAAGAAUCAGAAUCAAUAAAAAAGAUGGUCAUUGUUGCGUUGUGGUGUAUACAACUGAAGCCUUCUGAUCGUUCUACGAUGAGCCAAGCCAUAGAAAUGCUUGAAGGUAAGUUUGAAUGCCUACAAAUACCCACAAAUCUUCAUUUAUAUCCUCAACAACAAGAGUGCAAUAAUAAUAAUGAUGGUGCUAAUGAGACACCUCCCUCAUUAACAUUGCCUAGAUAGAAGAUUACUGAUGUCAAUUAAUAGUUGAUAAUGUCAAGAGUACAAUAGGCAUAUGUACUAAUAAAACUAUUUAUGUAUAUGAUAAUUAUGAAAUUUGUGAG